AUGGCAGAGACACUUUUGUUGACUUUAUAUUUUAAUCCUUAUUUUUUAAUUUUAAGAUUACCUUUUGACUUUCUAAUUCGUUCUACUAUGUAUAAUAAAAGAUUUGCUCCUCAAAAUUUCCAUAAAAUGCCUAAACCCUCUGAAAAGACAACAACAACUAAGCGAAGGACAAUGUUAAUUCCACUUUUUAUUAAUUCUGCCGCUCAAAAAGUUCUAGAAAGACGUCAAUAUUCUUCAAAUAAAUUUCCUGACCGUCAAAAUGAAAAGGAUUUCGAAAAUCUCAUUGGGGCCGUUUGUAAAAAUAAUGGAUGUACUGCGGUUUGCAAUGACAAAAAUACUUUUAAUUCAAUUUGUAUUCAUCACCGAGGAUUGCCAGCUUCUCGUGACCCAAACUCUACCGCUGCUAUCGUUUCGAAUAAUAGCGCAACUCAAUAUCAACAUUUGCAUAAUCAUCAACAAUAUUGGACUUGUUGUGGGCGUAAAACAACUAAUUUACUUGGAUGUACUAAAGGCUCUCAUCGAUGGAUUAUUGUUGGUUUUGAGUGA
Messenger RNA from Meloidogyne enterolobii, 546 nucleotides. The record is from the annotation of a GenBank genome assembly. Lineage: Eukaryota; Metazoa; Nematoda; Chromadorea; Rhabditida; Meloidogynidae.